CUCCUUCGCUCGCUGGCUGGCCGGCCGGUGGGCUCCUUCGCUCGCUGGCUGGCCGGCCGGUGGGCUCCUUCGCUCGCUGGCUGGCCGGCCGGUGGGCUCGUUGGCUCGCUGGCUGGCCGGCCGGGCCCGCCCCUCCCCUCCGCCAUGGCGGCCGAGAGCGGCAAGCAGUUCUGGAAGCGGAGCGCCAAGCUGCCGGGCAGCAUUCAACCUGUCUAUGGAGCACAGCAUCCUCCACUGGAUCCCAGGCUGACCAAGAACUUCAUCAAGGACCGCUCCAAGACCAAUGCGCUGCCUAUGAAGAGCAAGAAGGCCUCCAGCUUCCACGAGUUUGCCCGCAGCACCAGCGACGCCUGGGACAUUGGGGACGAUGAAGAUGAGGACUUCUCUUCCUCCUCCUCUUCUUUGCAAACUCUGAACUCUAAAGUGGCCAAGGCCACAGCAGUGCAGGUGCUGGAGAACCACAGCAAGCUGCGAGCGAAACCCGAGCGAGCCCAGGCCACUCUCGGCGACCUGCCCACCGGCUGCAAGGUCAUCAAGUCCAGCAGUGAGGCCCAGCUCUCCAGGGCAUCUGAGGAGGCCUGUGUACGGACCCCCCUUCAGAAGCAGCAGUCCCUUCCCCUCCGCCCUGUCAUUCCCCUCGUCGCCCGCAUCUCCGACCAGAACGCCUCGGGUGCGCCCCCCAUGACAGUGAGGGAGAAAACUCGCCUGGAGAAGUUCAAGCAGCUCCUUUCCAGCCACAACACGGACCUGGAUGAGCUGAGGAAGUGCAGCUGGCCUGGUGUGCCCAGGGAGGUCCGGCCCGUGACCUGGCGUCUCCUCUCAGGUUACCUGCCCGCGAACAUGGAGCGGCGGCAGCUGACGCUGCAGCGCAAGCGGGAGGAGUACUUCGGCUUCAUCCAGCAGUACUACGACUCCCGCAACGAGGAGCACCACCAGGACACCUACCGGCAGAUUCACAUCGACAUUCCAAGGACCAACCCACUCAUUCCCCUCUUCCAGCAGCCACUCGUCCAGGAGAUCUUUGAAAGGAUCCUGUUUAUCUGGGCCAUUCGACACCCAGCCAGCGGCUACGUGCAGGGCAUCAACGACCUGGUCACCCCCUUCUUUGUUGUCUUCCUCUCUGAGUACGUCGAGGAGGAUGUGGAGAACUUCGACGUGACCAACCUGUCACAGGAUGUUCUGCAGAGCAUCGAAGCUGACAGCUUCUGGUGCAUGAGCAAGCUGCUGGAUGGGAUCCAGGAUAACUACACCUUUGCACAGCCAGGGAUCCAGAAGAAGGUCAAAGCCCUGGAGGAGCUGGUCAGCAGGAUCGAUGAGCAGGUACACAAUCACUUUAGGAGGUACGAGGUCGAGUACCUGCAGUUUGCCUUCCGCUGGAUGAACAACCUGCUGAUGAGGGAGCUGCCCCUGCGCUGCACCAUCCGCCUCUGGGACACCUACCAGUCGGAGCCGGAAGGGUUCUCCCACUUCCACCUGUACGUCUGCGCCGCCUUCCUGAUCAAGUGGAGGAAGGAGAUCCUAGAUGAGGAAGACUUCCAGGGCCUUCUGAUGUUGCUACAAAACCUGCCCACGAUACACUGGGGCAAUGAGGAGAUUGGACUGCUGCUGGCUGAAGCCUACAGACUCAAGUACAUGUUUGCAGAUGCCCCCAACCAUUACCGCCGAUAGGUGCCAGGACUCCACCCCUUCCUCUGCCCUCUGCCCACUCCCUCUUCCUGGCUCAACCUGAUCACUGUGGCAUUUUUGUCGUCCCAAGUCCUUGGACACUCCUGCUGGGAGCUGCUCCUCGCUGUACAAAGCUCACAUCAACUCUUGUCUUAACUCUCAACGUGUGCCUGGCUGCCACUCCAUGCCCCUGGCUGUGCCACUCCAACCACCUGCAGUAUUCCAGGCUGUGCUGCUGGCUCCACCCAAGGAGAGAGGCUAGAAGGGGCUGGGGGAGGACAGUGGUGGGGGCUGCUUUCCAGAUGAACUGAGCCAAGGAUGAAGCCCUCCUGUCCUCUGCACCCCUUGCCCUGGGUUUGUCCAGCUGGGACCACCUUGGCUUGGCUGCCUCCUGUGAAGCUGCUGCUGUGUGUGCUGCCUCAGCUGCUCCUGCUCACUCCAGCUCCCAGAUGAAAAUGCCUUAUCAGAGACCUGCCUGGCUGCAGAAUCCUCCCACACACAGCGAGGGUGGCAGGGCAAGAAGUUCCUCUCAGGGCCUAAACUUUGCUCCGAGGGUCUGGAGACCUCCAAGCACUUUGGGUUCAGGGGAGAGCUCCUCCUGCCUGCCCUCUGCUCCUCCUCAUCCCCUUCGCCUUCCUCUCCCCGCGGGGCAGCAGAGUGGGAGCCUUCACUCCAUCCAGGUGUGGUUUGACCACUCGACAGGACUUCUGGUGGCUGCUGUGCUGUCGGUACAACCCCCUCCAGUGCAGGGGGAGGGGUGGGGGGGCUGGGAGGGGAGCCCCUUGCGAAGCUCCCCCCUGCCCCGCCGAGGCGUUGUGUGUAUAUUGUGUUCUUGUGUAUAUGGGUCAGAGCUGUACAAUAUAAGUCUCUGUUUGUAGCAGAUACUGAUUUUAUAUUUAUAACCUGCACCCCUUCUUCUCCUCACCCUCUCCAUGCCUGGGGACAGCCUCAGAGGGCUUUGGAAACCCCUCCCGAGGUGGGGAGCGUUUCAGAGCCGUGGGUCCUUCUGCUGCAACGUGUUGGAUCUGCCAGGAUGAGGUGUGAUGGAAACGUGGAUCUCAAGGCUUCCCCUACAAGGAGGAUUUGGGUGUUGAAAGGAGACAGAAGAAGCUCCAGCAGGAAGCAGGGAAGAGCCAUGUCAAGGAAACAGGGUAGCCGGGCUGGGUGUGCCCCUCCAAACGCUCCAGGGCAGAGCUGUGCCUGUAGGACUCUCUGGGAAGCAUCCCGGAUCCAGCACUGGCUGCCCCCAGCCCUGCGGACACGGACAGGUCCUCCUGGGAGCAGCAGGGACCAGGCUGCCAUCUGCUUUUCAAUCAAACCAACCAGGGAUGCUCCCGCGGGCAGGGGCUGGCUGGGCUGGGCCAGGAGGGUGGGGGGCGCUGGACCAAGGCUGCCUGGGGGCUACCUGUGCAGGGCGUGGAGCAUCCCAGGCCCUCUGCUCUUCUGUUGCUGCUGCUCCCGGUGCGAGGAGGCAGCAGACCCUGAGGCCAAGCAUGUGGAAGGCAGAGCCUUGUUGCCAAUAAAACUCCAAACAGUGUCUCAAGAAA
Messenger RNA from Pogoniulus pusillus (Red-fronted tinkerbird), 3212 nucleotides. RefSeq names its product TBC1 domain family member 22B (gene TBC1D22B). The transcript has 13 exons. NCBI's taxonomy places the organism in Eukaryota, Metazoa, Chordata, Aves, Piciformes, Lybiidae. Gene Ontology annotation, biological process: activation of GTPase activity. Gene Ontology annotation, molecular function: GTPase activator activity. Bases 145 to 1668 code for a protein of 507 amino acids. The record is from RefSeq and is a predicted model, not a curated record.